AUGGUCAGGAUCCGUGCUCCAAUUUGGCUUUUCUUUGAUGUCAACAAAUUGUGUGCCAGCAAAGAUAGAAAAUGCUCUUAUCUGCCCAGUAAACGCGGAGGACCGAGGAAGAAGAAGACCUCCAUCUCUCCAGAGAGAAGCGACCAGCAGGAUGGCUUUCAAAACGAGGUCAUUACUCCGACUUCCAACUUCAAUGAAUCAUCCGGGGGUAUGUUCGGGCAGAUCGACGUGCUCUCCGUGCCAGGAGCCGGAUUGAGAUCUCUGGAUUUUUCUUCAGAUGUGCAGUCUAUGUUUGUGGACCUCUUCCCUGCCAAUGAAGCAGUGCAUACCCAUGUCCAAAUGGAACCAACCCCCUCGCCAUCCAACGAAGCUUCGCAGUUUCUGGUGAGGACAUAUAGCAGUGAACACGAAAUAUUAAACGCAUAUUAUGACUUCAUACACCUUUAUUUUCCCAUCCUUCCGCCUAGGAUCAACCGUCCUUGUCCUGAUCGGCCGUUGAAUUGUGCGGGGUCCUGUGCAGAUUCUCCCUCCGAAGAGCCCAUCCUGUUGUACCGACCGCAGUCUCCUCUUAGUCUUGCGAUAUCCGCCAUUCUCGCCCUGAUACCGCACCCAAAUGACCCAGAACCGACGUCUGCUGGCGCUGUGCUGCAGCGUAGGACCUACGCCCAUACAUUCGCACAACUGGCCAACAAUAGCAUCGAGGCAGACUGCGAGCUCCAUGCUUCGUCUACGGAACCAGCACAAGCAUUAUCAAAUGAUCGACCGCUUAUCAACCGUGAACCAUUUCAUAUCAAUACGCCCGUUGAGCUCGAGCGCAUUCUCGCUUUACUCGUCCUCUCAGUCUACGAGUACACCCAACGAGGCAAUUUGCUGAAGAUGAGAUACCGUGCAGGCCAAGCAUUGGCAAUAGCAUUGGACAUGUCUCUACAUUCGCUGGGAGAAGAAUUUGAUGAGUUUGCAGAAGCCAGACGGAGGACUUGGUGGAUGACAUAUUAUUGCGUCCUUCAAGGCUCUAUAGUCAGCACAACUCCGCCCUCUAUCACGUUGCAUGACCCUCAGUUUGUUACUCCUUAUCCACGAUUUGCGUCUGAUCCCGAUGGUUGGUCUAUUCUGAUACAAGCGCAACAAGUGAUAGUCUCGUCGACCCAGUUUAUCAUUGAUCUAAACAAGUGCAUCAGAACAGGGUCGAAUUGGCAUUACAUCUACGAGCGCAUGCAACAACUCGACGCGUGGUCGAAAUCUAUCCUGGCACAGUCGAAUUUGCCUCCUAUCAACUGUGGUGACCAAACGGAGGCAAUCACAGCUCAAAGCAUUCGUGCAAUUUCGCGAAUUAAGCUGUCCAGUGCACAAAUCAAGACCCAUCGUUUCCGAGCGUUCUCCGACAUCCCGAUAUUCAUCAAAAAGCAUUGCGAUCUGACAGCAGCAAGCUCCAACAACGCAAACGUGAAUAAUUUCCCCAAAGCGUCAAGGGCCCAGAGCGGGAUAUCUAGUAUCCAAUGUUCAUGCAGCAGUAUGGAACCUUUUCAAAGCGCUUCAUCGUCAGACUAUACCGGUUCCUCCGCUUCUUCCACACCCUCAGAUGCCCAAUCGAUCCCGCAGUACCCAUUCCGCAAUGACUUCCCAUACACUAGCCAACAGUCCGCCAAAGUUUGCCUGAGGGCGGCUUUUCUAAUCUCCCACAUGUUCUCAAGUUUACCUCUACCGGAGCCGUUAUAUGUACCAGGCGAUGGGCAGGAGACCCCUUUACACCAGCCUCCGCGCACUAUGCCCUCAUUCGCAUGCUGUCUUAUGCAAGGUAGCUAUGCUUUGUUGAUGAUUUUCUACAAAGCACGCGUGGCAAAACAGCUAUCCCCCGGAUUCGACUACGACAACACCGGUAAUCCAUCGGAUCGGCUCGUUGAAGAACUUCGUCAGGGUCUGGGUCGUCUCAUUUCUGCCGUGGGAAACUACGCAAUUGCAUUCGAGGCUUUGGACGGCAUGAGAGAUGAAAUCGCAGGUGCAUAUCAGACGGCAUUUCCCCAGGUGUAA
Aspergillus wentii DTO 134E9 is the source of this 2028-nucleotide messenger RNA. RefSeq lists its product as uncharacterized. Bases 1 to 2028 code for a protein of 675 amino acids. Gene Ontology annotation, biological process: DNA-templated transcription. Gene Ontology annotation, molecular function: DNA binding; zinc ion binding. The transcript is spliced from 10 exons. Lineage: Eukaryota; Fungi; Ascomycota; Eurotiomycetes; Eurotiales; Aspergillaceae. The record is from RefSeq and is a predicted model, not a curated record.